AAAUCCAAAUCCAAAUCCAAAUGAACAGGCCGACCUUUGCUUGACGUAGAUAGGACUUGGGCUAAUCCGAGAAGUUAAGGGCGAGGGAAGCACAACCCAAGUCGAAGCUUCGCAGAGGAUAUUUAUGUUAUCAUAAUCUGCCACUCCUGAGGAAAACGCAGAGAAAGUACACUAAAAUGCAGGGAAUCCAUUUAUUAGAAUCAGUUCUCUUCUUCUUGCUUUUCCUAAAUCUGUCGCCAGGGACCGUGCGAUCUCAGUCGCUGCCGCCGCCGAGGUACGAUGGGUUCGUGUACAGCAACCACGAAGUUGACUCCAAUACGAUCAUGAUCGAAGCGUUCUUUGACCCCGUCUGCCCUGAUAGCAGAGACUCCUGGCCUCCUCUGAAGCAAGCCAUCGAGUACUACGGUUCUCGCGUUUGGCUUGUGGUUCACCUCCUCCCCUUACCUUACCAUGACAAUGCAUUUGUGGCUUCUCGUGCCUUGCACAUUGUAAAUACGCUGGGUACCAAUGCUACUUUCCGAUUGUUGGAGUGGUUCUUCAAGUACCAGGAAAAGUUCUAUAAUGCCCAAACACUCAACAUGUCGAAGGUGGAUGUGGUGAAUGAAAUCACUAAGUUUGCAGCAGAGGCAGUUGGGAACUCCUACUAUUGUACAAUUGAAUCUGGCUUCAAUGACAGGAAAACUGAUCUUCAAACAAGGGUUUCUUUCAAGUAUAGUACAUCAAGGGGGGUGUAUGGCACACCUUCUUUCUACAUUAAUGGAUUUUCAUUACCUGAUUCUGGUUCCUCUAUUGAUUACAAUGGAUGGAGAAGCUUCAUUGAUCCAUUGAUUGGCGCACAGGGAAACAAUGUCAAGAAGUCUACUCAUUUUUUCCUGCGAUGAAUUUUGGUUAUGCAGGCCUUAGCUCUCUUGUAUCUGCUUUGUGUAAGAUCAGUAUGAUGUUGAAAACCACCAUAUUCCAGUAGUCUUAAAUUUUCUGCUGUACCAGAAGCGAGCAAAGAUAUUCACAAUAAAUGUGCUGGUUAUUAUGUAGU
Messenger RNA from Rubroshorea leprosula, 1033 nucleotides. The record is from the annotation of a GenBank genome assembly. Lineage: Eukaryota; Viridiplantae; Streptophyta; Magnoliopsida; Malvales; Dipterocarpaceae.